AUGGCAAGCAUAAUUUUUGGCAAAGAUCGUGCAACGGGCGAGUAUGCCAAAGAUUUAAAAGAGAUGGUUGGGGGUGAUGAUGCAGGAGUUCAGGUGCAUGAUACUGAGGAUGCCGUAGACACUGACAUAAAUAUGGCAAACACUGGAAUGUCUAAAAGCACGCCUCAACAUGGUGUGGUUGGACAGGGGGACACACCCACAAGCCGUAAAUAA
Messenger RNA from Ilex paraguariensis (yerba mate), 213 nucleotides. The record is from the annotation of a GenBank genome assembly. Lineage: Eukaryota; Viridiplantae; Streptophyta; Magnoliopsida; Aquifoliales; Aquifoliaceae.